Molecule: messenger RNA, 3906 nt
Organism: Betta splendens (Siamese fighting fish)
Lineage: Eukaryota; Metazoa; Chordata; Actinopteri; Anabantiformes; Osphronemidae
Gene: pign
Product: phosphatidylinositol glycan anchor biosynthesis, class N
Exons: 29
Coding region: 341-3142 (933 amino acids)
Biological process (GO): GPI anchor biosynthetic process
Cellular component (GO): endoplasmic reticulum membrane
Molecular function (GO): mannose-ethanolamine phosphotransferase activity
Source: RefSeq, a predicted model, not a curated record
AAACGUCAAACAUCCAUCCACAACAAGGAAGUGGAUGCUCAUGGUGCUUGCUAUUCUUAGUAUUUAGAGUUGGAUUUGGUUUUGUAAAGCCGUGUAAUUAAAGAUAAGAUUUGUUCUGCAAAGCCCCGAUGUGUCGGGGAAACGGAACAUAUCUCUGCUCAUCUCUAACGAUAAAAUGGAAUCUUCAACCGUGUAUCCAACAGGUGAAUGCGUGACAUGGUAGGUUACCCUGCUCGCCCAUUCAUUCAUCAGCGGGGCAGUGCCCUCCGGUUUUAUUGUCAGAUUCUGAUAAUAAAUCAUAAAGGUCCUCUGCCGGCUCAGUCUUGUGUGGCUAGUCAAAAUGAACGUGAUCACCUUUUUUCUGGUUGGAUUGACCGUCCACGUGGUCUUUUUCCUUUCUAUCUUUGACAUCUACUUCACUUCUCCCCUGGUCCAUGGCAUGACACCCCACGCCACACCCCUGGAACCUCCUGCCUCCAGACUAGUACUACUUGUAGCUGAUGGCCUCAGAGCAGACAGUCUCUUCACCCCAUCUAUCAGCAGGACACCAUACUUGAGACAUGUGAUAGAGGAGAAGGGCACCUGGGGUGUGUCACACACUCGUGUGCCCACUGAGUCUCGACCUGGUCAUGUGGCUCUGAUCGCUGGCUUUUAUGAGGAUGUUAGUGCAGUCGCUAAAGGCUGGAAGGAAAAUCCAGUAGAAUUUGACUCUGUGUUUAAUGAGAGCAGACACACCUGGUGCUGGGGUAGUCCUGAUAUUCUUCCCAUGUUUGCUAAAGGUGCCACAGGAGACCACGUUCACACCCACACCUACCCACCAGAGGAGGAAGACUUUGCCUCCACUGAUGCUUCCAAGCUGGACACCUGGGUGUUCAAUCAAGUCAAAACCUUCUUUCAGUCAGCAAAGGCUAACUCAAGUCUGAGAGCCAGUUUGUUUGAGGAUAAGAACAUCUUCUUUCUGCAUCUCCUUGGCAUCGACACAAACGGACAUGCUCACAGACCUAUGUCACGGGAGUACUUGAAUAAUAUUGGUCUCGUGGAUUCGGGUGUAGCUGAAGUGGUUUCAAUAAUAGAAGAUUUCUUUGGUCAUGAUGGUAAAACAGCCUACGUGUUCACCUCCGAUCACGGCAUGACAAACUGGGGUUCCCACGGUGCAGGCCAUCCCUCAGAGACACUCACCCCUUUAGUAGUUUGGGGAGCAGGAGUUAAUGGUGCAAAGAGGGUCACUGGACCACAACCAUUCAGUGAUGGAUUUCUACAAGAUUGGAAACUGGAGCACCUUCGUAGGGUUGAUGUCAGUCAGGCCGACAUUGCUCCCCUCAUGGCUUCACUUAUUGGUGUGCCCAUUCCGGUCAACUCAGUUGGAGUGUUACCUCUUUUGUACCUUAACAACAGUGAGCGGUUCAAGGCAGAAAGCAUGUACACUAAUGCUAUUCAAGUCUUGGAACAGUUCAAGAUGAAAAUGACCCAGAAAAAGGAGACAACCUUGUCCUUUCUGUUCACCCCCUACCAGCUGCUCACGGAAUCGAAACAAGCAGAAUUCAGCCACAAGGCACGAAUACUGAUUGAACAGGAGAAGUAUGAGGAAGCUAUCUCCCUGUGCCAGUCUCUAAUAUCUCACUCCCUGGACGGCCUGGUGUACUACCACACCUAUGACAGGUUCUUCCUGGGCUGCAGUGUGGUGCUGGGAUUUGUAGGCUGGACCUCAUACGUUAUCUUAGUCAUACUGAAGACUCAUACCAGCCUCAACAGACACCCUGGUCUCCUCAAACAGAAUCCCAGCUCCACCCUGGCGAAAGUGUGCCUGUGCUUGACAGCAGUUAUCGCCGUGUUCUUGCUAGUCCAAAGCAGCCCUGUGACCUACUACAUCUACUGCCUGUUGCCAGUCCCUGUGUGGUACUCGGUCCUUAAAGAGUCUGGAACGCUCACAGAUUUGCUUCGGUCAGCUCCCUCUCUGCCGCUGUGGAAAUGUUUGGCGUACUUUGUUCUGGUGGCCUUAGGAAUUGAGCUGCUGGUGGUCAGCUUUUUCCACCGCGCCAUGCUGACUGUGGGCCUGGCUGUGCUCUCUCUCUGGCCCUUCCCCUCAGGACUUUUUGCCAAGAGCAAGUUCCGAUCACUGAGCUGGUGUCUGGGCUGUCUGUGCUUGGCUGCUUUCCCACUGAUGCCAGUUGUGGGUAGAGAGUCUAACACACAUCUGGUUACCUGUGCAGGUCUGCUCACUCUCUUCACCUCAGCCUGUUACUUCUGCUCAUCGCGACACAAAACCCCUCUGCAUCCAAGCGGCACACAGCAGUUUGUCAUCCAGAUGCUCCACGUGGCCGUGUGUGCGUAUGUGCCGUCCCUCACGCACUCCAGCCUGGAGCAGAAACGGGGCCUGCCACUUUUCUGUCAGAUCAUCAGCUGGACUACGUUAGCAUCGUCAAUGCUGGUUCCACUGAUGAGCUCCACGCGUCUCUUCCAUCGACUUCUCAGUUUAUUCCUCUCUUUCACAGCCACGUACCUGCUGCUCAGUACUGGGUCGGAGGCUUUGUUCCCACCUGUGUUAUCUUGGUUGAUGUUUGCGUGGAUCAAUAUAGAACAGGAAGCGCUACAUGCUCAGAGUGCAGCUAGCAGGCAGGAGGUAAAACCACUCUCAACAUUCGAUUUCUCUGCACACGUCGACAUCACCAAGCUCCGACAACUGAAGCUGGACGACAUAAGGCGAUCCUACUUUUUCGUUUUUUUUAUAAUAACAGCUUUCUUUGGCACAGGGAAUAUAGCGUCCAUUAACAGUUUUGACCCAGCAUCCAUUUACUGUUUCCUGACCGUCUUCAACCCCUUCAUCAUGGGAGGACUCAUGAUGUGGAAGGUGAUAAUUCCAUUUGUAAUAGUGAUGUGCACAUUUGAGACCAUCCAAGUUGUGACCCAGCUCUCGUCACGAAGUUUGUUUCUCAUUGUCCUGGUCAUUUCAGACCUGAUGGCUCUGCACUUUUUCUUCCUGGUGCAGGAUCAGGGCAGCUGGUUAGACAUUGGAACAAGCAUUAGCCACUAUGUGAUAGUGAUGUCAAUGACCAUCUUCUUGAUGUUGCUAAGUGUGGUGACCCGCAUUCUCACCUCACGAAGACUUAAUCUGUGGCGGACAUCAAAGAUGCACUUUCCCUAAGUAAACGUGUUUGCGAUGCCGUGUGCACCAAUCAGCCACAGCAUUAAUACUCCCUGCAGGUUGUGAUGAGAGCAACAGAGGUCAGGCACGAAAACCAGAGAACCGCUGGUCACGACAUAUCAGAGGAACAGGCAGCGAACGCGGCAGCUUGGGGGAUAGAGGUGCAUGUACUGACCCCUGCCCACCACAACAAUAAAACCACGACCUAGUGCUAAAAGAAUGACUCAUCGAUGCAAUGUACACAAGCAAACCUACUGGUUAUAGCAAAGGCUAAGAGUAAAUAGUAUUUAUUCAUUUUUUACAUUUUUUUUAAAUAAAGUAUUUGGGAUUUUGCUUUAGGGCUUGCUGCUACUUUUUUGGAAAUUCCCUCCCAUGUGUAUUAAUAAACCACAACCUAAAGUUAAUGUUUGACUACCAGGAAAAAGGAAGGACAGGAAGCUCCACUGCUCCACUGUUACUUCAGUUACUUUAAUAACUUCUUACUUGAAAGUGAAUUCAUAGAACAAAUGAUUUUAUUCCCUAAUCGAUAAACUUGAUGAGUGUUUUUAAUUUCUUAAAGAUGAUUUGUGUGUUGUGGCCUGGCUCUGUUUUUCCUUUUUGUAUUGUAUUUUGACACAAGUCUCUGAUCAAUGAAAUGCCAAACUAUGGUGCUGCUUGGUGCUGAUCCUUCUGUGAUACAUGCCUUGUGAUCCUGGGGAGUUUUCUGGGAAAUGUAGGAAAGUGUUUUUUCUGAACAUGAUAAUAAUAAAAAAACCUUUACCUGG